Messenger RNA from Funneliformis caledonium, 341 nucleotides. NCBI's taxonomy places the organism in Eukaryota, Fungi, Glomeromycota, Glomeromycetes, Glomerales, Glomeraceae. The record is from the annotation of a GenBank genome assembly.
AAAUUAUGUCUACGCCUUCAACUCCAAAUAUAAAUGAUGAUGAAACUACUUUUGAUAUCGCGAAUGAAUCUGCAAAGGAUAUUAAUGAUGAAAUGGAUUUCAAACAAUCUUCUACGCAAGAUGAAUUUUUUUCCUUUAUAAAUUUAAAUGAUAAUAUUGAACAUAUGGAAAACAAUUCUGAUGAUAAUUCUUCUGAAACGGAUUCUUUUGAUGAAUUAAUACAUAUUGAAGAUAAUGAAGAUAUAUGUGUAGAUACUGAGGACUCAGAUGAUGAAAAUGAGAUUACGAAAAUUAUAAUUGAGAAAAAUAAUAAAAUAUGUCAUUCCACUUGUGCAAUUAUG